Messenger RNA from Nematocida major, 957 nucleotides. Its product is annotated as replication factor C subunit 3/5. Gene Ontology annotation, molecular function: DNA clamp loader activity; DNA binding; ATP binding. Gene Ontology annotation, biological process: DNA repair; DNA-templated DNA replication. The transcript has a single exon. Gene Ontology annotation, cellular component: nucleus; DNA replication factor C complex. Bases 1 to 957 code for a protein of 318 amino acids. Lineage: Eukaryota; Fungi; Microsporidia. The record is from RefSeq and is a predicted model, not a curated record.
AUGGGGUCUGUUAGCAAUCAAGCGCUUACUGAAAAGUAUAGGCCUAUGUACUUGCGCAGUCUAGUGGGGAACGUGCAUGUGACGCACGCUCUGCAGGCAAUAGUCGACUCGGGAGACAUCCCGCACUUUCUGCUCUUUGGCCCGCCCGGCACGGGAAAGACAACUGCAGCAAAAGCAAUAUGCAGAGAGGCGCUAAAAAGGGUGGACGGAAACGUGAUGGAGCUGAACGCGUCGGACGAAAGAGGGAUUUCCAUUGUCAGAGACAAAAUCAAAGUCUUUGCCUCUACGUUUGGAAUGGGGUCCAAAAUGAAAGUGGUCAUACUAGACGAGGCCGACUCCAUGACAAAAGACGCGCAGAAUGCGCUGAGGAGAGUGAUCGAGAUGUACUCUAAGAACGUGCGCUUUAUCAUUAUAUGCAACUACUCCACAAAAAUCAUUCCUGCAAUAAAGUCUCGGUGCGCGCCGUUUAGGUUUGGGCCUGUCAAGCCGGAGGAGAUGCAAGGCUUUAUUUCAGAGAUCAUUGAAAAGGAGGGCGGGCGCAGCAGCGAGCCCGGCGUGCAGAGAAUCUGCGAGCUGGCGCAAGGCGACCUGCGAAGAGCCGUUAAUAUGAUCAACGGGCUGAUGCUCAGCGAGGUCAAAGACGUGUCUUUGGAAAAAGUAAACGAGUUUUACAAAGAAGCCAGGCACACCGAAGUAAAGAAGGUGCUGGCGGCGAUGGGGACAGAAAGGUAUGAGAGUGCAAAGGAAAAGCUCGAAGCGCUUAGAGUAGAGUAUGGCCUGGGGCUAAAAGAGGUGAUUAACGAGAUGGCCAAAAUAGUAAAAGAGGAAGAGCACGAGGAUGCUUGGAAAAAAAUGUCCUACCUUUCAGAAGCCGAGCAUAGGCUUGCGCGCGGCGCCUGCGAGGCGGUGCAGGAGAGCGCGCUGGUUGCGUACUUUACUGUUGGCAUGUGUGAAUAA